GUUCAAAUUGCUUCAAAUUUUCUAGUCAAAUUACGCGUAUGGUCAGGACUCGGACUUUUCUUACUCUCCGCGGACGAGGAUGUACGACCUGCCGUCGAGCAACACCUUCGGCAACGUGCCUAAUACAUCGUCUUCGAGCACAAGUUCACUGUCCGGAAUGAACUUUGGGCCCGGCGGUAACAACUACAGCGGAACGAACCUGAUCGUCAAUUACAUACCGCAGGACAUGUCCGAGCGUGAGCUAUAUUCGAUGUUUUCCACGAUGGGCCCAAUUGAAACCUGUCGCAUUAUGAGAGAUAUGAAGUCUGGUUAUAGCUACGGCUUCGGUUUUAUCAAUUUCCUGACCGAAGAAGCAGCACAACGCGCCAUUCGAUGCCUGAAUGGUUACACUGUGAGGAACAAGCGCCUGAAGGUUUCAUACGCACGGCCGCAAAGCGAUGAUAUCAAGGAGACGAAUCUCUAUAUCACAAAUCUUCCACGAACCAUUACCGACGAGCAGUUAGACAUUAUUUUCGGUAAAUACGGUACAAUAGUACAAAAGAACAUCCUAAGAGAUAAAUUGACUGGCCACCCACGAGGUGUUGCGUUCGUUAGAUUCAACAAACGCGAAGAAGCACAGGAAGCGAUAUCGGCACUCAACAAUGUUAUACCACAGGGUAGUAACCAACCGUUGAAUGUCAGAAUAGCAGAUGACCACGGCCGAGCCAAGGCUGCUCUCUUCGUGCCCUCUUAUAACUCGAUCGUUUCAAACAACAGAGGACCUCUUAGGUGCUGCAGGGGAGAUCCAUAAACCAUGUGGACACUUUAGAGGGGUUGGAAUUACUCUAUAAAUAAGAGGAAGGCACCAACCACCUAAAGGUGGAUUAAGUUACGCUUUAAUAAUACAUCCAGUCUAAAAUGAUAAAUAAUGAACUUUAAAAUGGUUGUUUUUGUAUAUGUUUCGGAUAUUUACUAUGUACAUAAUGCUUAUCAGAAAUAUCAUAAAAGUAUCUUUAAUUUAACUGAGUGAAUACUGUGCAAUACAUUUUAUUUAAUUUGAACGCAAGCUGUACAGAUUUCCGCACUGAUGCACUUAUACAGCAAUCUCGGUUUGUUGCUAACGACUAUUAUGAAACGUAGUUCUACUUAGUAAACAACGUCACAUUUCUUCGGUUCACGUUAGGUGUUGCCAAAAGCACACAAUGACCAGCAUGGAAAUGUAAGUGACUGUACUAUCUUCACUGCGAUGUAAAGUUAUAAGAUUUAAGACAUGAAUAAUCAUACCUCAUCACUUCCUCCUCUGACUAUGAUAUAUUACAAAAGCAUAACAAAACAAGAGCAAAAAACCGAUUGAAACGACGAAUAGUUCUUUAGAUGAAAUUCGAAUCAGAGUCUGACGACAUUUGUGAAAAAUGUAAAUUCAUGAGAAAUGAACCUAAGCAUAAUUACUGUAUUGAGAAAUUUACGUGUCUUGUAUUUCAAAUUCUUAUAUAAAGGGAACUAUAUAGUAUAUUUAUAAAUUUUAGCAUUUCUUACAACAUUGAAGUCGUAUAUAUAUUUAUAUUAUUCGUUUAAUCGAAGUACGGAGCAUUAGAAGCAAAAACACAACAAAACUAGUGAGGACACACACAUCUAGCGAGUUUGGUGUAAAAACGAUUGAAAAUUAUAUAGGAAUUAUGAAAAUCGAGAUAUAUUACAGGGUGACUUGCAGAUGGAGUCACGUCCAACGAUGGUCAACAUAGGAAUCAAAAGAAUAUUGUUCGAAUCGUAUUCGCAAUUGUUGUAAAAAGUUUGAGAUUUGUUGUCAAUUGAAGAAUGCCACUUAAUUAAAAAAAACUUUAUUCUUCUGUUUGGUCAUAAAAAAACAUUAAUGGAUCAUCCGGCCCCAUUCAGGAUUGUAUUAUUGACCAAAAUUGUUAUGUUAACCGUAUAUUUAUUAUUUUUCCAACGACUUAAUAAUUUCUUAACUUUGAUUUUGUUAUAGGGAAGGUGGAGCAAGAUGACCAUAUGGUAAGAGCAACAAUCGCUCGUACGGCCGUAAUUUUUACAAUUGAUAACUUCCAGUAUGAGGAAUUGUUGCUAGCAAUGCAAUUAUCUGAUUCCACUACCACAUAACCGCCAAAACGACUUAAACGCCACGGGGAACAUAAUAUUUAAUGAAGUUUUUUUUUCAAAACCUUUGUUUUCUUAUAAUAUUUGGAAUGUACAAAAUAAGGCUUAGGGUUCGUUUUAAGGAUCAUUUUAUCAAAAUGCUAUUUUUCCUAGAUUAGUAGUGUC
This is a messenger RNA of Culex quinquefasciatus (southern house mosquito), 2256 nucleotides long. Its product is annotated as protein sex-lethal-like. Bases 80 to 790 code for a protein of 236 amino acids. Gene Ontology annotation, cellular component: ribonucleoprotein complex. Lineage: Eukaryota; Metazoa; Arthropoda; Insecta; Diptera; Culicidae. The transcript is spliced from 4 exons. The record is from RefSeq and is a predicted model, not a curated record. Gene Ontology annotation, molecular function: RNA binding.